Molecule: messenger RNA, 5516 nt
Organism: Dreissena polymorpha
Lineage: Eukaryota; Metazoa; Mollusca; Bivalvia; Myida; Dreissenidae
Product: antiviral innate immune response receptor RIG-I-like
Exons: 25
Coding region: 1768-4902 (1044 amino acids)
Biological process (GO): regulation of apoptotic process
Cellular component (GO): cytoplasm
Molecular function (GO): nucleic acid binding; ATP binding
Source: RefSeq, a predicted model, not a curated record
GUCCGUUAUCAUAUUACAGGACGUCAAUAUAACUCGACAUUCGAUCUUUCGCACUUACAUAUUGGUAGACAACCGGGUCUCUAUCGUAAUAUAUUCGUUGCGGAGUAGAUUGUACACAGUACGAAAAGACAAAAUGUCAGGAACUUAUACAAGAACAAGCACGUCAUGUGGUUUGGUUUCACAACAAUAAUUGAAUCACGUACAGGCAUAUUUUUUGCGAUAAAAGUCAUGGCGAUGUUCUCAAACAGUGAAUUUCAAAACUGGAUCAAAGCGUGUUUGGCUAUUAAAUGUGUAAAAGAUGGAAUGAUUCCAUUAGUUGAACAUUACUGCAUAAAACACAGUACUGACAACAUUGAACACGUUUUAAAAACGUGUAAUAUUUCAAGAUACACGUGCAAUCAAUGUGACAUCAAAACCCUAAAACCAUUUCACAAAAGAGGACAAUGUAUGUACAGAAGGUGCGACUGUAAAAACAAUGUUAGACAAACAUGCCCCGAAAACGAGGCUUGCGGUGUGAUUUAUGACCAGAUAAAAGCAAUGCAUGCUUUUAAUGAUCCAAACUGGCUUAUCACUGACAGUACAAUGUGGUCAAUUUGUCCAUUGGAACAGAUGAAAUGUUAUAUCGCCACACCGGGUUACAAGGAGACAAAAAUAUUUGCGAUGCAGACAUCAUUGCUCUUCUUCAAAUAUCUUCGAAUAACAGAGAAAUCAACGCAUUGAUUGGCGCAAGCAGUGGGUAUCUACAUGAGAUUCGCAAGACAAGAAAUGAAAUAUAUCAUUCCAGUUCGAUGAAGGUUUCAAACGAGAAAUAAAAGAUAUUGUAUUUCAUACGGAGAUAUGCCUUAAGGAAGUUGCUACCAAAUUUUCAGAUUGUCGCCCAGAAAUUGACCAUCAACUAAGCGUGCUUAAACGGAUAUCAAAUGAGAAAUUCAGUGUUACAAAACAACACGAAUCAGAUGCUAUUAACGAUGCAAUAAUUGGAGUACAAAAUUCUCUCUUAGAACUGAAGUCUGAAUUAGAUACCUUAUCUACAGCUCAUGCCAAUCAGACUGGAAUAAUUGAUUCCAGACUCUUAGAAAUAGAAGAGCAAUGUAGAAUGUCAAAUCAGUUGAUUACUGAACAUACUGCCCAAAUUCAAGGAUUAUCGGAUCGUUCGAAUACAUACCAGCAUUUAUUGCACCGCUAUCAACAGGACAACGAAAACGACGAAAAGUUGUCAGCUACCAGAAAAGAGAUGAUGAUUGUUUUGGACGAAGUGAAAGCUCUUCAUAUAAAGGUGGACUCGCUGCAAGCUCGUAUGAGCAGUGAAGAGGUCUCGCCGAUAGCAGCCAUAACGUUACCUCGAACGUUAGAAUCCAGGCUAAUCAUCCAUGUAGAAAGCGUGGAUUCAGAGGAAGAAGUUUCACGACGUUUGGAUAGUUCAGCUGCAGAGAUUAUCAAUAACAAGCGCCCACGAACAAGGAAUAUUGUCCUCCGAAACUAUUUAAGUUCUGCUUUUCAGGAUAUUCAGAAAGACGGUAAUAAAGUUAUCAACCACAAAAAAAAAUGCCUGCAGCUCCACAUCGAAUCACAAUCAAUACAAAGCUGGAUUAAAUUGUGUGAAGACUUCUUCAGUGGUUCUCUUGCCAGAGCCUUCCAACCAGUCCAAAGGUAUUUGAAGACAUACGAAGGGUGGGAAAAUCUAACCUUCAAAUUUGAAUUAGAUGAAGAACACUUCAUGCAUUGUGUUAAGUCUUCAUCGACUACUUGAAAACAAUACUGAAUGCAAUGGAUAAUGAUGUGUCUGCAGCAGUUUUAAAUAUCAAAGGAGAAGCUCAUAUUGCAAAAAUGGCUUCCUACGAACAGUUGGACGAGGCUACUUUAGAGUUCAGAAUGACGAUGUGGAGGUCCGAUAUAGAAAACUGUUUUAAGAAUUCGGAUAUAGUUACAAAAUUUGGACAGUAUGGCCUUUUGCAACAAGAAGAAGUUUCGAGACUGUUGGACAUGUAUGAACAAAAAUCGUCAUUAUACGCAGCAAAAAGAAUGCUUCAAAUUAUGUACACAAAAACUCAACAAAGGAAAUGGCAUACAUUCGUCAGUGCUAUUGAAGAAGCAGGCUACGAAUUCGUUGUGUCUCGACUUGUGGCGGAUGAAGUUGAAAUUGCGGAAGAAAGAGAACGAGGAAAGCAUCUUUUGCUCUUUUUCGGACCGCACCUGGAGAACAAAGUCGAUCCAAUUGAGUUAAUUGCUUCAUUACUCCAACGGCAAGUCAUAAAACAAGAAGAUGCAGAAAGGAUAACAAAUGUUACAAACAACAAGUCAAAGGCAGAAGGAAUAAGGGUAUUACUACAGCGUAUACAAAUGUACAUGAAGCCACACAAGUGGUGGAAUGCGUUCAUCAAUAGUUUGUGUGAGACGGGAUAUGAAGAUAUUGCUCGUCUUCUGGAACCCGACUAUCUGUGCUGUAAAGCAUUAGGAGAGGAAUGCGAAUCAGAAGAUGAUGCGUUGGAACUCACCAUGGAAGAAAAAAUGGAAGUUGAGCCCAGCAGUGAUCUUAAUUGCCAGCCUUUGACAUCUGAGCAAACGAAUUCAAUGAACAGCAUGAAUGAUCUAACAGCUAAGCAAGCCGAACACGUUCCUAUCACUAGCAUCAACUGCAAUGCAGAUCGAACUGAAUUCAACUUGAAAGAGCUUAACAUCAAACCCGACAAUGACAAAACGUUCGACAGAGAUGAGAAUCUUGCCGACGACUGUGAUGAAAUGAAUGACAGGAACUCGGACUUUGGUGGGAGUGACGUAGAGGACGAUGUAGACGACAACUUAAAGAGGAAUCGCGACCUGAACGACCAAAUCCAAAGAGCAUACACGCUUGAAGACUACCAAGAGGAGUUAGCUGAAAAAGCUGUUUGCGGACAUAACACGAUAAUCUGCGCCGAGACUGGAACGGGAAAGACCUGGGUCGCGCUUCAUAUCAUCGACAAGCAUCUGUCAAAAGCCGUACCGGGGAGUCGUAAGGCUGUCUUCAUGGCAAAUCAAGCAGUCUUGAUAAAGCAGCAGUCGAAUCGAUUGAAAAAGUUCUUGCCGCAAUACCGCACAAAGCUUAUAACAGGAGAGGGUGACGAAUCUAGAAUACUGGACGCCUUUAUUCCCGACAAUGAUAUACUCUGUUUUACUCCACAAAUUUUACUGAAUAGUCUUGAGAGUGGAAACAUAUCCAGUCUCUCGAAAUGUUCUCUUCUUGUCUUCGACGAAUGCCACCACACUAAGGGAGAUGCCCCUUACGCGAGGCUUGCAAGAAGGUAUUUACAGGAGAAGAGUAAAUCAAACGUAAAACUGCCACAGAUUGUGGGUUUAACGGCCUCUAUUGGGGUUGGAAGGGCAAGGUCGAAAGACGAAGCAGUUGAGCAUAUUUUACGGAUUUGUGCUUGUCUGGACGUUACACCACCGCUAUCCACAGUUGUGAAAAAUCGAAAUAACUACGAGAAGUUUGUAAACACGCCCAAAGAAGAGACAAUUAAGAUGGUUGUGAAGAAUCCUGACCCAUGCAAACAUGUUUUGCUUAAGGCCAUGGAAGAAACCGAGGACAUAAUGCAAGGAAUGAUACUGUUUCAAAGCAGUCUGGUAGACCUUUUCGAAGAAAAGCGCCCAAAUGAGCGCGAAUCGCAGGCGUACAACAACUGGACCGUGGAAAUGAUGAACGCAGCACAGCAACGAGUCGGUGACGCAGAAAUUGCACGGGAUAUCAGCGCAUGUGCCGUGUACCUAAAUGUAUACAAUUCUGCCUUAGAAGUUAAUAAUCUGCUCCGAGUCCUCGAUGUGGUUAAAUAUCUUGCUUUGAAACACGAAGGCGAAUUUAAGGGAAAACACAAGCACACAGAAACAGAAAAGCGAUUAUUUGAUAGUCUUCGUGCUGUCCAGACACAACUGUCGAAAUUGAACAAAGACAAGGAAGCAGAUAAUCCAAAUGUGCACACAAUCAGUAAGCAGCUUCAGGAUAUGCUCCAAGAGAAAGGAGACGAUUCGCGUGCAAUAGUGUUUGUAAAGGCGAGAGCAACAUGCCAAGCAUUGGCUGCAUUCCUUGACAAGGAUUUACAGGCCUUCGGUAUACGCGCCAGACCUUUGUUUGGGAAACAAUCUAAAGGCGCAGAUGAAGGUAUGACCGAGAGCGUUCAAACUGAAACCGUAGAGAAAUUCAGAGACGGGCACUACAAGGUGAUGGUCUGUACAUCAGUGGGUACAGAGGGCAUUGACGUACCGGAUUGCAACAUCGUCAUCAACUACAACUAUUCUGGGGAUGAAAUCACAAAGAUUCAAAUGAAAGGGAGAAGCAGAAAGAAAGGGGCCACUCAUGUUAUGGUAGGCGAUGAUAAACUACUAGAACAGGAAAUGGUCAACGCGUAUAAAGUGGAUUUGAUGCGCAAAGCAAUGGUUGAUAUUCAGAAUCUUAAUGCAUCAAACAUCCAGUACAAGAUCAGGAUGUUUCAGGAAAAUGAAAAAAAGAAAUUUCUUCUCAAGGAUGAAUGUUCGAAAGCAAAGAAAAUCUGUUCCGAAGUAGAUGACAUCGAAGUUCGUUGCAAACAUUGUAAUGAAUUUGGAUGUUUUGUGUCGGAUCUCCGAAAAUUGGAUUGCCACUACUUUGUAGUAGAUGCGGACUUUAGAAGCAAGGUCACACGGAAGCCUGAUACCCCGAGGAAAUUCGAUGGGAUUGAAAUUAAGGUAAUCAUGGACUGUCCUAAAUGUACCAAAAUGUGGGGACAUGUUGGACAAAGAGAGCAAACCGAGCUUUAUCUUCUCAAACUUGCACAAUUCAAGUUUGUAAGGACGGCGAAUGGAGAAGCAUUCAUUUAUAGAAAGUGGGCAGAUGUCCCAUUCCAAAUUCCAGAGUUGAAACCAGGCGAUAUUUCAAAACUGUACGGAAACUGAAUAAGACUUUGCGUUUAACAGAAAUGGACAAUAUGGAAGACUUUUCUUAUGUAAAAAUGUAUGUUGUAUACUUAAGUGUGUUUUAUUAUUUCAAUGUUUUCAUUAUGAUGAUGAUGAUUUUAAUAAUUAUAAUGAUCAUUUAUAGUAUGUUUUAGUUGCAUGAUUAAGAUUAAGACUAUUAUUAUUUGUAAUCGUAAGUGUAUUUAUAUUUUAGUAAAAAUGAGUGUAGUAGAAGUAAAAAUAGUAGUGCUAUAAAAGUAGUGGUGGUGAUGAUGGUGGUUGAUAUGGUGGUUGUGGUGAUACUAGUAGUUAUAGUUGUGGUGGUGGUUUUAGAAACACUAGUUUUAGUGGUGGUGGUCGAAUAUAAGUAUAAGUAGUAGUACUAGUAAUAGUAGUGAUGGUUGUGGUAGCGGUGGUGUUUGUGGUAGUGGUUGAAAAAGUAGAAAUAACAAUAACAAUUUAUUUCAGAAAAAGGAACAGGAAAGAAAAGAUGCGUUAUUAUUGCGAGUGUAGCUAUUAUGUUGCUUUUUCUGUGUAAACAUACGUUGUGAUGCUGUUAAUUUUUUUUAUAUAUUACUCUUGGUCACUGUCUAUUAAUAAAGAGUCUAAACAUA